Messenger RNA from Aspergillus heteromorphus CBS 117.55, 876 nucleotides. RefSeq lists its product as uncharacterized. The coding region runs from base 1 to 876 and encodes 291 amino acids. The transcript is spliced from 2 exons. The record is from RefSeq and is a predicted model, not a curated record. Lineage: Eukaryota; Fungi; Ascomycota; Eurotiomycetes; Eurotiales; Aspergillaceae.
AUGGACCUUCUCCUCCUCCUUUUCCUCCUCCUUCUCCCCCUCACCUCUGCUCAACCCAACUUCACCUUCAACCACCUCUGGUCCCUGACCACCCACUUCUGGGACAACUUCCUCUACCCUGCCAACCUCGCCCACAUCAGCGAUAAUGACACCUCCAUCUUCACAGCCAGUGUCCAAGGCCGCGUCGACGUGACUCGCACCUUCACCUCCCGCGACCUCAACAACGAGUAUAUCUUCGGACUCUUCUCUCAGCCCAAUCACCCGGGGCUCUUCGGCAUCCCGAUCGACUACAACAUCACCCAGUUCGCCGCAACCCAAGACACCGUCGCCUGUACCGCCGUGAUCACCUUCAACAUCACCACCUUCGACCUGGUCGCCCCGGGCGUCAUCACCGCCUGGUUCCAAUUCAGCUCGACCGGCCGCAUCGCCCAAUAUGAUGCCGUCUUCCGCUGGUUGGACUUUCUCUUCGUACCCAUCAUGCAAGCUGCCGGACGCAAGUUCAACGUCUCCGAUCACGCCCUGAUCCAAUCCCGCGUGGCAGAUCUCUUGGCUCGGACGAUCUGUGAGACACACGAGAGGUACUGUCUCGGAGCAAACAGGCAAUACCCCUCCAUGGAGGCGUGUUACGUCUUCCUGACCCGGGAUAUCCGGUUCGGGCAGCCGUACGAGAUGGGACGGAACACCCUGCUGUGUCGCGAGGUGCACGAUAACAUGGUCCGCUACAACCCGGAUGUGCAUUGCCCCCAUAUCGGCCCGACUGGAGGCGCUUAUUGCGUCGACGAUCAGACGUACCAGGAGGUGGUGUUGGAGCGGUAUUUCCGGGAGUCGUGGGUGCCCGAGAAUUAUGCGGAGGAUAAUGUGUGGGUGGCGUUGUGA